UUGAACAGACCUUUAUGGCACCAGCCCAAGGUAGGAAAGGAUCUUUUGUUGCUGGGGUUGCCGCUCGCAGGCUUAGACGCUUCUGCAGGGGGAGAAGCUAUGCAGGACAGCGUGCUUGGAAGAACGGUACCCGGGGUUUUCAAUGACAAACCUCCAGUUUUGGGGUCUUCUUUUCACUUCUUCCUUUCAGAUACGUCAUGACGGAUCAAACAGUUACCGUUUGAUGCAGCUUGGAUGCCUGGAGUCUGUGGCCAACUCGACCGUCGCCUAUUCCUCCUCAUCUCCUCUCACUUACUCUACCACGGGCACCGAGUUCGCCUCCCCGUACUUCUCCACUAACCACCAGUACACCCCGCUGCACCACCAGUCCUUCCACUACGAGUUCCAACACAGCCACCCGGCAGUCAACCCCGACGCUUACUCCUUGAACUCUCUCCACCACUCCCAGCAAUAUUACCAGCAGAUCCACCAUGGAGAACCCACUGAUUUUAUCAACCUGCACAAUGCGCGGGCACUCAAGUCCUCCUGCUUGGACGAGCAGAGGAGAGAGCUGGGGUGCUUAGAUGCUUACCGCCGCCACGACCUGUCUCUUAUGAGCCAUGGAUCCCAAUAUGGGAUGCAUCCAGAUCAAAGACUCCUGCCAGGACCAAGCCUCGGGCUUGCAGCCUCGGGAGCAGACGAUUUGCAGAGCUCAGUGGAGGCCCAGUGUGGACUUGUACUCAACGGGCAAGGAGGUGUGAUAAGAAGAGGUGGCACCUGUGUUGUGAACCCCACUGACCUGUUCUGCUCCGUUCCUGGUCGCUUGUCCCUGCUCAGCUCCACUUCCAAGUACAAAGUGACCAUCGCCGAGGUGAAGAGGCGCCUUUCACCACCAGAAUGCCUCAACGCCUCCCUCCUCGGAGGUAUUUUGAGAAGAGCAAAAUCCAAGAACGGAGGACGCUGCUUGAGAGAAAAAUUAGACAGACUUGGACUAAAUUUGCCUGCAGGAAGAAGAAAAGCAGCAAAUGUCACACUCCUGACUUCCCUGGUAGAAGGGGAAGCGCUACAUUUGGCCAGAGAUUUCGGCUACACCUGUGAAACAGAGUUCCCUGCCAAGGCAGUAGGAGAGCACAUUGCCAGACAGCACAUGGAACAGAAAGAGCAGACAGCGAGGAAAAAGAUGAUCCUAGCGACCAAACAAAUAUGUAAAGAAUUCCAAGACCUUCUAAGUCAAGACAGAUCACCCCUCGGAUCCUCCAGACCGACUCCAAUAUUAGACCUCGACAUCCAGAGACAUUUAACACAUUUCAGUUUGAUCACUCACGGUUUCGGAACUCCUGCAAUAUGUGCUGCCCUAAGCACUUUCCAAACUGUUCUCAGUGAAAUGCUGAACUACUUGGAAAAGCACACAUCGCACAAAAACGGAGGAGCGGCGGAAUCCGGCCAAGGACACGCCAACUCGGAGAAAGCCCCCCUGCGGAAAACUUCAGAGGCUGCUGUGAAAGAGGGCAAAACAGAAAAGACAGACUAGCUACAUCAAACAGAAUCUAUUUCGAGAGAGUUCUUGCUGCUGAUAUUUUUUUUAAAUAUAUAUAUCAUUGAGGGCAAUUUAUCUCCAGUGGACCAAAUCCAGAGGAAAAGAAAAAAAAAGAAGGGGGGGAAAAAAGAAAAAAAUAGUAAAAAAAGAAAAUAAAAAGAAAAUAAAAAAGAAAGAUUAAAACAGAGAGAAAGAGAGAGCGUGAGAGAGGAAAGUAUUCAACCCUAAGAACAGCAGUGUACAGUAAUUGUGUGAUGAAAUUGUCACUUUUUUAAAAUUUAUGUUGCUCUAAACUGCUUUUUUGUGCACGUAGUAUUUGAUUGUUCUGAAUGAUACACUAACACUGUUUUUUAUAAGCACUUCUGGACUUGGCUGAGGUGGCACAUGAAAUUUGAAGCACUUUCUUCUCCGGCAGCAGAGUUAGGGUCAGUGCAUCAGUUGUGGGACACACAGUUCCAGCAUCCUGACUUUGCUCUCAUGCUGGAUAGAUUGAAAGAAAGGCUUCCUCUGGUCCAUGGGAAAUGCCUGAUCUACUCACCAUUGAAAAAACAACAUGGAAAUCUGGUAAAAAGGAAUUCUUGGGUCAUGGGACAAAUGAACCAUCCUGUACAUGGGAAUGCAAAAUAAAUCUGCCCUGGAAUGAGGCCAGAACCUGUUGGGGAUCUGUCCUGACCAUUCAAGCAGCAGCCAUGGUGUCUCUUGUGAAAAGAGCAUGGCAGACUAAAAGGAAAACAAACCUUGAUAGUCUCAGUAAGAGCCCUGAUCCCUCUGUGAACUUCAGUUUAAAUGACAGCAUGGGCUUCUGUUCUCUGUUUUCUCAGCUCCUGGUACCACAGCACUCUGCCAUACCUGGGUCUCUGUUCAACACAAUCAGUGCAGGCAAUUGGAGUCACCUUUUGUGUUGCCCUGAUUUUAUGAUGCUUUCUUUUUUUCAACAGCUUGUUUCUGCAGCUUUAUUGUCUUUAUAAAUCCAGCUGAGGUGCAGAGGUCUAACAGAAUCCACUCACUGGAAAUAAAAUAAAAACAAAACAACAAAUAAGACAGAUUGGCUUAGUCCACAACAGCUGAGUGGUAAUAACCUUGCUAAUGUACUUUUGAAAUAUUACUUUACCACCUACCACACGCAGAAAACAUGGGAGGUAUAGCUUGAGCUCAAGACUCUGAGUCUAGGGACUUUUUCCAGUCACAUUUUAACUCCUUCAACGAGACUUUAUUCCAUUCUUUUUCUUGUUUCUCUAACAUCACCUUAUUGAGAAAGUUAGGAAGGAAUGGGCUUGGUGUUGUCCAUCUAAACUCUACUUGAGAUCAGGAGAACCAGACCUUUUCUUCCAAGAGACAAUUCAGCUCUUUCUGUGAUAGGAAAAACGAUAGCUGUCCAUGUGUAAAUGUUUAGAGUCAUUUGAGAUGUUUUAGGUGUCUAAAUCAGAGUUUUGACAGUUAUGACAUGAAAGCUUUAGGAGAACUGGACUCACCUGGAGGAAGAGCUGGAGGAUCCCAGAGACAGCAGUAGAUAACUGUGGGUGACAAAAGCUCUCACACACAUUUUCAAUUUUUAGAAGUUGUUAGCAUGGAUUAUACCUUGGAUGAUCAGUUUAGACUAAACCUAGGGACUGUGGCAAAUACCUGCAGUGUUUAGAGCCAGAUGCAAGGAAUUAAAUUGAAUUAACAGUGUCACCCUCACCAUUCAAAUUAUGGAAGGCAAUAGAGUGAUGAUGGCAUGAUGCUGCUCCUCUCCUUUCCUCUAAAAAGUAAGAAGUCCCUGAUUGUUUAUUUAAAGAAAUCUGGGGGGAAAAAGUCCUGUGAUUUUGCCCAGAGUUGUCCUUGCUCAGUGUAGGUGUAUAAAUCAGAUACCUGCUUUAGUGCUAUCCAGUCACCCUCCUGCAUUGAGGGAAACAGGUGUAUCUCCAUGGGACUCCACCUCCUUAACACACCAAGAUCAGAUAAGUGCCUCAAAAAAUUAAUUUUAUUAAAUUAAUUUAAUUAAUAUGAACCGGCACUUCUGGAGAAAAGCUAAAAUCAAAUUAACAGUCCUCAGAGAUGUCUUCAGCAGAAACAUUGUGGAACUGUCCUAGAACAUUAAAUACUUGAGUGUGAAAGUAGGUAACCGUGAUUAAAAGUGAAAAGGAAACUCAUUCUUCUUUUUCUAUUGCCCAAACUAAGGGAGAGGAAAGGGAAAAAUCAAAAGUUUGACUGUGCAGAUUUGCCACAUCUGUAAAAUAUGUGCUGUAAAGCAAUUUAAUUUGAACCUCUCUUUCAAGAUGUGGAUAAAUUUAAAUUAGUUUUUGUUUGGGAAGAAAAAUAUAAGGAAAAUGUUUUUAAGAUCCUUUUCAGUUUUUUCCACUAAAAUAUCAACUUUUUGGAGAAGGAGGAAUAAAUGAUUUGGCAUAUAAAUCUGAAACUGUUGUUAAAGCAACAUUUUAUUACCAUCAAAUUAAAGUGCUUAACAUCGCAAAUAAUAUGUAUACAGCCUAAUAUUAAAUAUUUGCCUAUUUAGGAUAUGGUCCAAGAUCCCAACAAUAAUUUAUUUCAAGACUUGUGUCUCUCACUGUUACAUAAUCACUAUGAGUGUCUGCUCCUUAGGCAACAGAUUAUUUUUGGCCUGGAUUACCCUUUCAUCUAUUACUAUUUAUAAAUCUGAGCACACUUAAAACCCCAGAACUCCAGUUUUUGGCUUAAUGACCCCUGUAUAUUUUUGUUAAUUGUCCAUAUAGAUCUGAUUCUACCUGGUUGAACUGCUAUAUGCUUUUACCAUUGAGAAGUUGUUUCUAUUUCCAUGUCAAAGGUUCUGGUUUGUUCUCUUAGUACUUUAGCACAUUUUAAAAGCAAAAUUCUUUUUAAAAUGUGGCUAUAAGUUUGCUGACCUUGGCAGGCUCUCUAAUUUCUAUUUUUAAUUGCACUUAAUAAUUUUAUUGAGUGAACAAUAAUUAUCACUGCCUUUUCUGCUGAACUAGCUAACUGAGCAGUUUGGUGUCAAAAUACCUGGAACUUUCAGUGAGGUUUUAAGCAAUGAAUUCACUGAUAUUCCUGUUCAAAUCUCAGCCUAGGUUCCCAUUCACAUGCCUGUGGUGUCCAUGUUCCCGUGUUGUAGGUUUGGGGGUUUUAUUAUUUUCUUAGUCCUUGUCUCUGUGGAAACAUUGCCAUCUCAAAGCACAUUCAUGACCUAGAUAAACCCGAAGGAAGUUCAUGAUUUGAAGUCAGUGGUGCUCUCUGGUGUCAGAUUGAAGUAUACUUGUACCUCUUUGACUUGGAAAUUUAUCUGAUCAGAAAAAGGAAAAAAAAAAUCUUCAAGAUAUUAUGGAAGUGUUAAUCCAAUGUCAAAACUAUCAAAGGAGUAGAGAAAAGUCUCCUAAGUUUCAUGGCCAUGACAAUGAGUCAUUAUGAUUGUUGGACCCCAAAAUUUAAUAUUUGAUUCAUAACCCAAGUGCUGUUUGAGUAGUUGGAUCCUUCUACGCUUCAGCCCAUUGCUCAGCUCUGUAUGAGCUACACCUUUCCCAUCACCAAUCUCAAAACAUUUUAAGUAGACCCCUGAACUUACUCCUUUUCCUAAGUCCUGGCACAUUUGACUCACAAAGAGCGGCUUCUGACUCUUGUGUUUAUUAGCAAGUCACUCAUGGAGCAAAUACACUGACUAACUGCAAACUUAUUUUUCUAGAGCAAGGUGUUACUCACUGUGAGUACAAGCAGCUCUUGUGCUGAUCAAACUUAGCAGGUGAGUCUGGCAGAGUAGGAGCAAAGUUCUCCCCUCUACCCUGAGAUUUGGUUAUCUGUUCACACAGCCCUCAUUCAGCACCAUUACAUGACAGAGAGGUAAUGUAGUAGAGUUUUAUCAGAUGAUCAGACCUGGAACAGAGCUCAGGUGGCCUGUUGAAACACAAGCAGUGAUGACUCUGCCACCCACAACUGAAGACUGUCAAGAAUUUUGUCCUUUGUGCUGCCGUCUCUAGCCCUAACUCCUUCUAGGUGUCAUUCUGUUGCCUUGGAGAACUGGCAGAAGGGGUGAAUUUAGACCUUUCAUUUGCUUCCUUUUAAAAGACGAACGCCAACAUUUGUUGGGAAAAGACUCCAGCUCUCCAAAUCAACAUGAAAUCUGCUCUUUGAAGUUUCUCUUUGACUUUUCCUGAAACCAGAAAAAUCUGCUAAAAAGCAGGCACAAUGUAUAGUCCUUCCAAAUCCUGGACCUCUGUGUAAAUAUUUCCCCAGUUCAUCUCCUCCUUUGGACGUGACUCAGUGGCACAGGCGCAGCUCACAAUUUUGCAGCCAGGCUCAAGAAGGGCUGUUUAUUGUCCUAAGAGCCAGUUUUAACUUUACAAUCUCUAACUGCUAUUUUUUGUUUGUUUGUUUGUUUCCUAAUACCAACAAGCAAUUUUGGUCUUAGAUGUCUUAGGGAUCCAAAAGGGCUGCUGGUUAAUUCAAAGGUCAUUUGACUUUCAUUUAUCAUUUGGAGAAAUAGUUCUGCUGCUCUGAUUCUUUAUUUCUAAGGACAAGAAGAAACAGCAUUUGUAGAAGACACAAGCCUGCAACACAAGGAAGAAUCAAUAAAUUAUACAGGAACUGUAUUUAUAAAAAUAUCCUUUGCCUCUGCCCUCAUUACAGGUUUAACAAGAAUUCACAUACAGCUGUGUGGGGAAUGAGGGAGGAAGAUAAAGUCAUUUUCCUUUGCCAGGUGAAGGUCAUUUGGAAAGAUCUGAUCUUUUUAUUGCUAUUCUUUACUUUUCUUUAUUUUGUACAAUUAAUUCUGUUCUGUACAGCAGCUGUUGUGAUUGUAUUUAAAUGUGAGUGCGCACUUGGUCACCAACAAACAAUGUCCUCUUUAUUGCUUUGGAGUUUUGGUUUGGUUUUCUUCCUUCCAUUUAAUUUAAUUUAUAAUUCAGUGGUGAAAAACAUAAUCUUUUAUAUUUCUAUUUCCUAUACAAGCUACCUGUUUUACAUGAGUCUAUGAAGAUAAUGACCACAUUUGAUCAAACAUUUCACGGCAAUAAAAUCUAUGUUGA
Zonotrichia leucophrys gambelii is the source of this 6507-nucleotide messenger RNA. RefSeq names its product transcription factor AP-2 delta (gene TFAP2D). The coding region runs from base 143 to 1510 and encodes 455 amino acids. The transcript has 7 exons. Lineage: Eukaryota; Metazoa; Chordata; Aves; Passeriformes; Passerellidae. Gene Ontology annotation, cellular component: nucleus. Gene Ontology annotation, biological process: regulation of transcription by RNA polymerase II; anatomical structure development; regulation of cell population proliferation. The record is from RefSeq and is a predicted model, not a curated record. Gene Ontology annotation, molecular function: DNA-binding transcription factor activity, RNA polymerase II-specific; RNA polymerase II transcription regulatory region sequence-specific DNA binding.